GGACUUUCCCUACCUAACCCAACACAGCCAUCCAAGCCAGGAAAUUGACAUUGUUGCGUGACCUCCUCAUCCUCAGACACCCCUGAAGUUUGGCCAGUUGUCCUCAUGGCGUCCUUUGGGGGUGUGGAAAGAAUCCAGUUCAGAAUCAGCCGUGGCAUUUGGUUGUCAUGUCUCCUUCGUCUCCUUCUGUCUGGAAAUCUCCUCAACCUUUCCUUGACUUUCGUGACCUUGUCACUUUGGACUAUUAUGAGCCACUUAAUUUGUGGACUGUCCCUCCCCUGGGUUGGUCUGAUGCUUCCUCAUGACUGGAUUCAGCUUGUGUCUCUUUGGCAGGAGUAUCGCAGAGGUGACGUUCUGUUCUCAUCCCCUCCGUGGCACACAGUCUCCACUCAUCCUGUUACUGGUGACGUUAGCUUUGAUCACUUGAUUAAAGUGGAGUGUGCCGGGGAAAGUUGCUUUUUCCCCUUUGUGAUUUAUAAGCGUGGCGUGGGGAGGUGCUUUGAGACUCGUAAAUACUCUGUUCCUCAUCAGACUUUGACUGUAUUCACUUAUCUCACAUGUCAGUAUGGACUCAUUUAAGCCAUUACUACCAUUAUGUAUUUUGAUGCUCAGAUCUUCCCAGAUCUGAGGAGCCCCUUCAAGCUGGCUCCUGUGUCCUCUUGUCUGUCUGUCCCCCUUUGAUUCUCUGGUUCCCUUUAUAGUCUCUGUGUGUUUCUAUCUAAUCUCUCUCAUUCUCUGUGUGUGCUUGUUUGUCUCUGUCUUUGUCUCUGCCUUUAUCUUGGUCCUCUUUUUUUUCUUCUCUGUCUGACUGUUGCUGUUCCCUGUCUUUCUCUGUCUUCUCUCUCUGUCUCUCUUUGUCUUUCUCUCUCGUCUCUGUCUCUGACUCUUUCUGUCUCUCUCUCCCCCUCUACUUCUCGCUCUAUCUCUUUGCCUCCUUCCCUACUGGCUUUCUCUCUUAUUUUCUCCGUUUUUCUCUCCGUGCCUCUCAUGGGUCUGUCUCUUUUGCCCAGGACUCACCACUACAGGAUCUUCAGCUGGGAGUCCUGGACAUGCUGGGUUUGUGGGAUGCUGCCACCCGUCCUCUGAACACGCAGAGUGGGGAGGCUUGGACCAGGGUAGUAGGAGGGGGACUUGGAGGAGAACCUUCUCCCUGGUCUGUGAUCAUGUCUGUGUGUGUCCAUGCAUGUGCAGAGGGCAUUGGAAAGCUCUGUACCUUUGGGGGGUGGGGCGCGGGGCUGCAGGCGGAGAAGCGUCAGUGUCUGUGCUCUGCUUCCCCCUGCUGCUGGAGCCGGGAAAUGAAUCCAGUUAUAGGUACCAGGGUGAGGCGCCUCGGAGAGGAAUGGUGCCUGCAGGCAGGGCAGGACUUCCCGGGGAGUCCUCUGAAUGGGGAGCCUUCCCAGCAUGUGCCUGGGCUGGGGGCUGCGGGUGGGAAGAGGGUGGUCCUAAGCAGCGUGGAUGCAGGACUUUGCGGCUUAGACUGUGUUCAGAUGUGUGGUCACAAGCGGUGUGGGGCCCAACCUCAGGGUGUCUGGAGGGGGCAACUGAGGCCCCUGUUAGUGGUGGGGUGGUGGCUAGCCAGACACGGAGAAGGCUUGGACUGCCAGCCCGCCUCUCAUCCUAUGUGUGUGGUGGUGUAGUUUUUCUAACAUCUUUAUUGGAGUAUAAUUGCUUUACAAUGUUGUGUUAGUUUCUGCGGUAUAACAAAGUGAAUCAGCUAUACAUAUACUUAUAUCCCCAUAUCCCCUCCCUCUUGUGUCUCCCUCCCACCCUCCCUAUCCCACCCCUCUAGGUGGUCACAAGGCACCGAGCUCAUCUCCCUGUGCUAUGCAGCUGCUUCCCACUAGCUAUCUGUUUUGCAUUUGGGAGUUUAUAUAUGUCCAUGCCACUCUCUCACUUCGUCCCAGCUUACCCUUCUGCCUCCCUGUGUCCUUAAGUCCAUUCUCUACGCCUGCGUCUUUAUUCCUGUCCUGCCCCUGGGUUCUUCAGUACCAUUUUUUUUUUUGAGAUUCCACAUAUAUGUGCUAGCAUAUGGUAUUUGUUUUUCUCUUUCUGACUUACUUCACUCUGUAUGACAGACUCUAGAUCCAUCCAACUCACUACAAAUAACUCAAUUUCAUUUCUUUUUAUGGCUGAGUAAUAUUCCAUUGUAUAUUUGUGCCACAUCUUCUUUAUCCGUUCAUCUGUCGAUGGUUACUUAGGUUGCUUCCGUGCCCUGGCUAUUGUAAAUAGAGCUGCAAUGAACAUUGUGGUACAUGACUCUUUGAAUUAUGGUUUUCUCAGGGUAUAUACCCAGUAGUGGGAUUGCUGGGUCAUAUGGUAGUUCUAUUUUAGUUUUUUUUUUUUUUUUUUUUUUUUUUUUUUUUUUUGCGGUACGCGGGCCUGUCACUGCUGUGGCCUCUCCCAUCGUGGAGCACAGGCUCCGGACGCGCAGGCUCAGCGGCCAUGGCUCAUGGGCCCAGCUGCUCCGCGGCAUGUGGGAUCUUCCUGGACCGGGGCACGAACCCGUGUCCCCUGCAUCGGCAGUCGGACUCUCAACCACUGCGCCACCAGGGAAGCCCUGGUGGUGUAGUUUUAAAAAGGAUAUUUAACCUAUUGAUAUUUUCCUAAUGUAAAGAAUAGUAAAUAAAAAUAAAGAUGGAAGAAGCCUUCUGGGCUGGAGCACGGGGUGGUAGUGAGGGUGAGAGAGAGAAAACUGCGGGGCAUGGCACUCGGGGACAUGGGUAAAAGGUCGAGGGCCAUCAGCAGUAGGAUGGAUGAAUGAGUCAGUUGCAUGCACACGGUGGAGUACUAUGCAGCAGCAAAAAGGAGGGAGCUGCUGCUAUGUGAGCACAGGGAUGAAUCUCCCACAUUCUUGCUGAGUCAGAGAAGCAGACACAGGAGUAUAUACUGUAUAAUUCCAUUCAUAUGAGGCUGAAAAACCUGUCAAAAUGGAUCUUUGGUGAUAGAAGUCACAGUAGUAUUCACCUUGGGGUGAUAUUGACUGGGACGGCCACGAGGGAGCCUCCUGGGAUGUGGGUCCAUGGGGCAUACAUGUGUCAAACUGUAUUGAGCGAUACAUUUAAAAUGAGUGCACUUUGCUAAUAAACUAAAUCAGAAAAGUGAUUAAGAAUCCAUGGAGGGGGCUGGGGUUUUCGACUGUUGUCUGACCCCACCUCUGACUGGGAGUCUGGGUCGCACCCACAGCUUUCUCUUUCCCUGGGCACCUCCUCCCAUAAAUGGGCUUGGGCCUUUCACAGCUGAAGGGCUCUCACCUCUCCUUUCCCCCAGUGCUUGCCGGCUUCUCCCCUGGUCCCCUGGCUCUUUCCCGAGGAGCCCGGCCUGAUCACUCUGCCUCUCCUCCCACAGCCAGAGGACCUGGAGGCCCCCAAGACUCACCACUUCAAGGUGAAGACCUUCAAGAAGGUGAAGCCCUGUGGGAUCUGCCGACAGGUCAUCACCCGGGAGGGUUGCACCUGCAAAGGUGGCUGCUCCCUGCGUUCCUCCAUCCAGCCAUGAACUGGUGCCCGUCAACACUGAAACUGCUCCAAAGAAUGUAGUGGACACGGGAGAAGGAGCCUUCCGGGGUGGAAACACACGGAAAAGCCUUGAGGAAGAUAGCUCCACCAGAGUCACGCCAAGUGUCCAGCCCCAUCCCCAGCCCAUCAGAAACAUGAGUGUGAGCCGGGCCGCGGAGGACAGCUGUGAGCUGGACCUGGUGUAUGUCACUGAGAGGAUCAUCGCCGUCUCCUUCCCCAGCACAGCCAAUGAGGAGAACUUCCGGAGCAACCUCCGUGAGGUGGCCCAGAUGCUCAAGUCCAAACAUGGAGGCAACUACCUGCUUUUCAACCUCUCUGAGCGGAGACCUGACAUCACGAAGCUCCACGCCAAGGUACUGGAAUUUGGCUGGCCCGACCUCCACACCCCAGCCCUGGAGAAGAUCUGCAGUGUCUGCAAGGCCAUGGACACUUGGCUCAACGCAGAUCCCCACAAUGUUGUCGUUUUACACAACAAGGGAAACCGAGGCAGGAUAGGUGUUGUGAUCGCGGCUUACAUGCACUACAGCAACAUUUCUGCCAGUGCCGACCAGGCCCUGGACCGCUUUGCAAUGAAGCGGUUCUACGAGGAUAAGAUUGUACCCAUUGGCCAGCCAUCCCAGAGGAGGUACGUGCAUUAUUUCAGCGGCCUGCUCUCUGGCUCCAUCAAAAUGAACAACAAGCCCUUGUUUCUGCACCACGUGAUCAUGCACGGCAUCCCCAACUUUGAGUCUAAAGGAGGGUGUCGGCCAUUUCUCCGGAUCUACCAGGCCAUGCAACCUGUUUACACUUCUGGUAUCUACAACGUCCAGGGAGACAGCCAGACCAGCAUCUGCAUCACCAUCGAGCCUGGGCUGCUCUUGAAGGGAGACAUCUUGCUGAAGUGUUACCACAAGAAGUUCCGGAGCCCAGCCCGAGACGUCAUCUUCCGCGUGCAGUUCCAUACCUGCGCCAUCCAUGACCUGGGGGUUGUCUUUGGGAAGGAGGACCUCGAUGAUGCCUUCAAAGAUGAUCGAUUUCCAGAAUAUGGCAAAGUUGAAUUUGUGUUUUCCUAUGGACCAGAGAAAAUUCAAGGCAUGGAACACCUGGAGAACGGGCCGAGCGUGUCCGUGGACUAUAACACCUCCGACCCCCUCAUCCGCUGGGAUUCCUAUGACAACUUCAAUGGGCAUCAAGAUGAUGGCAUGGAGGAGGUUGUGGGCCACACGCAGGGACCCCUGGACGGGAGCCUGUACGCCAAGGUGAAGAAGAAGGACUCCCUGCACGGCAGCACCGGGGCCGUCAACGCCACACGGCCCGCUCUGUCGGCUACCCCCAACCACGUGGAGCACACCCUCUCCGUGAGCAGCGACUCGGGCAACUCCACAGCCUCCACCAAGACAGACAAGACCGAUGAGCCUGCCCCCGGCCCCUCCAGCGCCCCUGCUUCCCUGAGUCCCGAGGAGAAGCGUGAGCUGGACCGCCUGCUCAGCGGCUUUGGCUUGGAGCGAGAGAAGCAAGGCACCAUGUACCACACGCAGCAUCUCCGGUCCCGCCUGGCGGGGGGCCCGGCUGCUCCCUCCUCCGGCCGCCAUGUCGUCCCGGCCCAGGUUCACGUCAAUGGCAGGGCCUUGGCAUCUGAGCGGGAGACAGACAUCCUGGAUGAUGAGCUGCCCAACCAGGAUGGGCACAGCGUGGGCAGCAUGGGCACACUGUCCUCCCUGGAUGGGGUCACUAACACCAGUGAGGGGGGCUACCCGGAGGCCCUGUCUCCACUGACCAACGGUCUGGACAAGCCCUACCCCAUGGAACCUAUAGUCAAUGGUGGGGGAUACCCCUAUGAGUCUGCCAGCCGGGCAGUGCCUGCCCAAGCUGGCCACCCUGCCCCCAUGCGACCCUCCUACUCUGCACAGGAGAGUUUAGCUGGCUACCAGCGGGAGGGGCCCCACCCAGCCUGGCCACAGUCAAUGACCACCUCCCACUAUGGCCAUGACCCCAGCGGUAUGUUCCGCUCUCAGUCCUUUCCGGAAACCAAGCCCCAGCUGCCCCCAGCUCCAGCCCGGGGCGGGAGCAGCCGGGAGGCUGUGCAGAGGGGCCUGAAUUCCUGGCAGCCUCAGCCACCUCCUCGCCAGCAGGAAAGAGCCCACUUGGAGAGCCUCGGGCUCAGCAGGCCCAGUCCCCAGCCAUUGGCAGAGCCCCCCAUGCCUGGCCUUCCCGAGUUCCCGCGGGCGGCCUCCCAGCAGGAGAUCGAGCAGUCCAUCGAAGCCCUCAAUAUGCUGAUGCUGGACCUGGAGCCAGCCACGGCGGCCGCCCCACUGCACAAGUCCCAGAGUGUCCCUGGGGCCUGGCCCGGCGCUUCCCCGCUCUCCUCCCAGCCCCUCUCUGGCUCUUCCUCCCAGUCCCAUCCACUGACCCAGUCCAGAUCUGGCUACAUCCCCAGUGGGCAUUCCUUGGGCACCCCUGAGCCUGCUCCCCGGGCCUCCCUGGAGUCUGUCCCUCCUGGCAGGCCUUACUCACCUUAUGAUUAUCAGCCGUGUCUAACGGGGCCCAACCAGAGUUACCGUCCAAAGAGCCCAGCUGCCUCCUCCUCGUCUGCCUUCCUUCCAAACACCCAGAGCUCUCCGGGGCCUCAGCUGCCCCCAGUCUCUCUCCCUGGCCUCACCACUCAGCCUCAGCUUCCACCGAAGGAGGUGACUUCAGACCCAUCCCGAACCCCAGAGGAGGAGCCAUUGAACCUGGAGGGGCUUGUGGCCCACCGGGUAGCAGCGUACAAUGCCAGGCUGCAGGGCACUGGGCAGAGUGUCGGCUCCGGGCACCCUCCUCUCCACCGGCUCCGAUCUUCCUCUCUCUCUGGUGGCCUCCCGGAUCCCCUCCCUUCUGGAGCCCCAGGCAAGCAGUCGGACACCCAGCCCCGCCACCUGGAGCUGAGGAAUCCAGUUUUUUGGAAAUUGGAAGGCUGGAAAGAAGAGCUGGGGGUGCAAGCUCGGGAGAAGCAGCCUGCAGAGCCCCCAGCACCUCUCCGGAGGCGGGCAGCCAGCGAUGGGCAGUACGAGAACCAGUCGCCAGAACCUGCAUCGCCCCGUAGUCCUGGGGUUCGCUCCCCUGUCCAGUGUGUCUCCCCAGAGCUGGCUCUCACCAUCGCUCUCAAUCCUGGAGGGCGGCCCAAAGAGCCCCAUCUGCACAGCUACAAGGAGGCCUUUGAGGAGAUGGAGAGAACCUCCCCGACCAGCCCACCGUCCAGUGGGGUGCGCUCCCCUCCAGGUCUGGCCAAGACACCUCUGUCUGCUCUGGGCCUGAAGCCCCAUAACCCAGCCAGCAUCCUGCUGCACCCCACCGGCGACGAGGAUGAGGGGAAGGUGGUGAGAGAGCUUUCUGAAGAGCCCCGGAGCUAUGUGGAGUCGGUGGUGCGGACGGCAGUGGCUGGUCCCCGGACUCAGGAUCCUGAGCCCAAGAGCUUUAGCGCCCCGGUUGCCCAGGCCUAUGGCCGCGAGACACCCCUGAGGAACGGGACCCUGGGAGGCUCCUUUGUCUCCCCCAGCCCCCUUUCCACCAGCAGCCCCAUCCUCAGCGCUGACAGCACUUCAGUGGGGAGUUUCCCAUCAGGGGAGAGCAGCGACCAGGGCCCGCGGACACCCACCCAGCCUCUGCUGGAUUCUGGCUUCCGCUCUGGCAGCCUGGGCCAGCCCAGCCCUUCGGCUCAGAGAAGCUACCAGAGCUCUUCUCCUCUCCCGACUGCGGGCAGCAUCUACAGCAGCCCCGACUACUCACUUCAGCCGUUCAGCUCCCUGGAAAGCCAGGCCCGGUCUCAGUUCGGUGUGGCGGGUGUCCACAUGGUACCUGGGAGCCCUCAGGCACGGCACAGGACAGUGGGCACCAACACUCCCUCUAGUCCUGGCUUUGUCCGCCGGGCCGUGAAUCCCGCCAUGGCUGCCCCCAGCAGCCCCAGUUUGACCCACCGCCAGGUGAUGGAUCCACCCGGAACUGGUUUCCAUGGUAACACGGUCUCCAGCCCCCAGAGCAGUGCAGCAACCACUCCGGGAAGCCCCAGCCUGGGUCGGCACCCUGGGGCCCACCAGGUUUCAAGCCUCCAUGGCAAUGUGGCCACCACUCCAGGGAGCCCCAGCCUGGGCCGGCACCCUGGGGCCCACCAAGGCAACCUGGCCUCCAGUCUCCAUGGCAACACAGUAGCCAGCCCCGGAAGCCCCAGCCUGGGCCGUCACCUGGGAGGGUCUGGAUCUGUGGUUUCCGGCAGCCCCAGCUUGGACCAGCAGGUGGCCUAUGGUGGCUACUCCACGCCUGAGGACCGGAGACCCACGUUGUCCCGACAGAGCAGCGCCUCGGGCUACCAGGCCCCUUCCACGCCCUCCUUUCCUGUGUCCCCUGCCUACUACCCCGGCCUGAGCAACCCCGCCGCCUCCCCCUCGCCAGAUUCAGCAGCCUUCCGGCAAGGGAGCCCGACCCCGGCCUUGCCAGAGAAGAGGAGGAUGUCCAUGGGAGACCGAGCGGGCAGCCUCCCCAACUAUGCCACCGUCAACGGGAAGGUGUCCUCCUCGCCUGUCGCCAGCGGCAUGUCCAGUCCCAGCGGGGGCAGCGCCGUCUCCUUCUCCCACACUCUGCCCGACUUCUCCAAGUACUCCAUGCCAGACAACAGCCCUGAGACGCGGGCGAAAGUGAAAUUUGUCCAGGACACUUCCAAGUAUUGGUACAAGCCCGAGAUCUCCAGAGAGCAGGCCAUAGCCCUCCUUAAGGACCAGGAGCCAGGGGCUUUCAUCAUCCGAGACAGCCACUCCUUCCGAGGAGCCUAUGGGCUGGCCAUGAAGGUGUCUUCGCCCCCUCCGACCAUCAUGCAGCAGAAUAAAAAAGGGGACAUGACCCAUGAGCUCGUGAGGCAUUUCCUGAUAGAGACGAGCCCCAGAGGAGUCAAGCUCAAGGGCUGCCCCAACGAGCCAAACUUCGGAUCUCUGUCUGCCCUGGUCUACCAGCACUCCAUCAUCCCGCUGGCUCUGCCCUGUAAGCUGGUCAUUCCAAACCGAGACCCCACAGAUGAAUCAAAAGAUAGCUCGGGCCCUGCCAACUCAACCACUGACCUGCUGAAGCAAGGGGCAGCCUGCAACGUGCUCUUCAUAAACUCUGUGGACAUGGAGUCACUCACUGGGCCACAGGCCAUCUCCAAAGCCACUUCUGAGACACUGGCUACUGACCCCACGCCGGCUGCCACCAUCGUCCACUUCAAAGUUUCUGCCCAGGGAAUCACACUGACUGACAACCAGAGAAAGCUCUUCUUCAGACGCCACUACCCCCUCAACACCAUCACCUUCUGUGACCUGGAUCCACAGGAGAGGAAGUGGAUGAAGACGGAGGGAGGUUCCCCUGCUAAGCUCUUCGGCUUUGUGGCCCGGAAACAGGGCAGCACCACGGACAACGCCUGCCACCUCUUUGCUGAGCUUGACCCCAACCAGCCGGCCUCCGCCAUCGUCAACUUUGUCUCCAAGGUCAUGCUGAGUGCCGGCCAGAAGAGAUGAACUCCCCCCUCCCCUUGCCCGGGGCCGGGGCAGUGGGGAUGGGUAUGUGGGGAAGGGACCUGUGCAUCCUGACCAUCCUUGAAUCCAGAAGGAGGACUUUGGGCCAAUUUUGGAGAAGGAGAGAAGAAAGUGUCAUGUGGGGAGAGGGAAGUGAAUUGAGCGGGGAGGGGGAGAGAGAGAGAAAGAAGGAAAAAGAUGGAGGAGAAUAACUCGGAUUCCCCCGGGGAGAUGGAUACUGCAAAACCCCCAGAGCCUCCAAAACUAACCAGGUCCACCUAACUCCCCCUCCACCCUCCGAGAGGAUGGAACUCCUCAAGAAAGGCAGAAUGAACCUCUCUGGAGAUCCACAUUUUGGGGGGAAAUGGAAAUGCUCUUUCUUCCUAACCCAACUGCUUUGCAAGGAGAAGAAAUCUUGUCAAGAGAAUCUUUUUCUGUCCACCUCUAGGGUAGAUCACCAAACCAAAAAGAGCCACCAUGAGACAUCCAGUGGCGGAACUUUUGCUUUUGAAAGUAUCUCGGACCUGAGGCCCCUAAGGUCUCUUUGCUCUGCCUCUGAUGUACAGUUUGUGGGUGUCUUUAUGGGGUGUAUAUAUGGCCACACCCACAUCCUCACACACUGAUUUCUGUUUGCCUCUCAGCUUGAAGUAGAAACAGGUAUACUUGUCCGUGUCCCCUGUGUUUGCACACACAAGUGCAUACUGUCCAAAGAAAGUUAGAGUCGGGGGUGACAGGGCAGCAGGGAGUGGGCAUAAGCCCCCUUCCCCAGGAACACCCAGGAUUGUGGGUAAUGGACACUCUCUUGGUCCCUGCACCUGCUCUAACAGCCUUGGGUGCCGCCAACCCCUUCUCCUCGACGGAGACCCCCACGGAGUGGGUCUGGCCACGCUGCAACGUUACCCCUGAUCUGCCUCCACCAGGAAGCUGGAGCAUUGGUUUGAGGAGAUGGGGACUUGUGUGUCCAGAGCUCUGGGGAAGAGAUCCCUCAGGAAGGGAGGCUGCUGAGCUCUAGGCACCUUCCCCGAGGCGUGUGGCCCAGCCUCGGGGUGGGCAGGUGGCUCCCGCCAGCUCCCAGCCCUCAGCCCCUUCUUGGGUUUCGUGCCCCAGACCAGCCUUUCUCAGACUUGCUUAUGUGCAUGUUGCCUUUUUGGGUGCUGGUGAUUGAGGCUUCCUGCUCUGCCCUGCCCUGUUCUGUCCUGCAGGGUCCCCACGUGGGGGCUCAUCCUGGGAACCUGCUUCUAUAAGCCGUGCUCGGCGAGGCCCAGGAGAGACCCCUGCAGUUCCUGUGCUCCCUCUGCAAGGGAUCGGGGGUCUGACUUUUGCUGGGCCGCCCAGGGGAGCUGGUCAGUUCUGGGGGAGGCUGCCUGCACACCACAUGGCCUGCCUGCGAUACCAAAGCCUUGCCCUUCCCCCUUCUGCCUGGUUUCCCCCCCGAGCCCAGCUGCCGUGGAGCAGAGGGCAGAAGCCGCACAUUUAGGCCGAAGGGCUGAGAGUCCAGCUGGGCGACUGGGCGCUCCCUGACCACCACCCAAGUGCUCUAAGCUAGACGGGAAAUCCACCAGGACUCCAUCCCUGAGUAGCUUCUUAAGCCUCUGGGUUCCCUAGAGAGAGGCAUUGUACUGAUAUAUAAAUAUAUAUAAUAUAUAUGUGAGACAUACUGACAGAAUCUGUAAGCUAAUGAAAUAUAAGAAAAGGUUAAAAAAAAAAAGAAUAGGUAAAUUGACAAGAAGUAUUUAUUAUUUCCCCAUCUAGCUUUAUUGCCUCCCUGGCAUAAUCCAGUCCCCAUCCCUCUCUGUACCUAUAAGUGAAGCCUGAAAGGUAGGGGCCUUUAUCCUUGGAGCAAUCAGGGGUCUCCUUGCCCUGGCCUUGGCCUUCCCUAGACUCUGACUAGGGCUCAGCGGGGAGGGGGUGCACGUGUUCCAUCCCCUUCACCCCCCUUAUUUUUGGCAAGCUGGGCCCGGCUGUCAGCUCCCAGAGAUGAGGGCUUAGCAGCCCGCCUCCCUGCAGGCCCGAGCGGGUGUGUGAGCCUGCAGGGGACACGGGUGUGUGUGGUGGGUGUGGGUGACGUGUGCGUCUUGUAUUUUUUUUCUCUUCCAAGAAGCUGUAUCUGUGUGGAUGUUCUGUUUCAGGGAGUUGGAAAGGAGAGCGUCUGAAGAUGGUGGGGAGUAGCCCCCUGCUUCCCAAAGAUUGAAACCUUGUUCUUGGUGACCAAGACUCCCCCAAAGGGCUCUUCCUUCUGAGGCUUUCAAGCCAGACACCGCGGUUUCCCCUCUCUCAUUCCCUACCUAACCCCAACUCUCUUCCCAGACAGAAGAGGAUAUUCCCGCCCACUUCCUUUGUAAAUAUCUUGAUGUCCCACUGGACAGCCCGGGAACUCUCUCCUCCUGGUCUGCAUGGCCGGGAGGAACAUCAGACCCUUCAUGUGAGUCUGGGGUCAGCCUUCACACGUGCUUUCCCACCGCCCACCAGCAGCCCACCCCACUCAGGCCUGAGCCGUGUGUGACUCUGGGAAGGACUCGAGAUGCUGGGGAGCUGAUCGACUCCCCCGACCCAACAUCCUUCUGGAAAGAGUCAGUUUCCGAGAGUGUGGCCUGUCCAGAAGAACGAUCUGUCCAAUCUCCACCGUGGUCUCACCUUUGGGUCAGACACUGCUUGGGAUAACCCUCCCGUGUCUCACAGGUUAGGCCCGUGCACCUAGCACACGUGCGCACACAUACACACACACACAACCACAGCACUGCAGUAUGUUCUUGCCAAAGAUUUCCUUUAAAAGAAAGCACUUUUAAUAAUUAUUGUUGUUAUCGUGUGAAUGUUUAUCCUUGUUUCUCCCCAUCCCUCUCCCCAACCUUUUUUGCUGUUGUUUAUUGUUGAAUCUGUUUGUCAGCCAGGAGAGUGCCGUCUGGUCUUGAAAGUGGGCUGGGGAGUUGGGGAUGGGAAAGGGUCUGGGAGGAGUUGGCAAGAGAGAGCCGGAGGCUGGAGAGGCCUGGUCAGCUCGUGAUGCAGGGAUGCAGACCCCAGGCAAGCUCAGGCCCCAGCCCCAGGCCCAGCCUGUGUCUUGCUGUGCAUCCAGGCCUCUGAGGCAGCCGAGGCCUUACCGUAGCUGCCCUGUACGGUGUCUGGAGGAAACAGGGGGCGGGGAAGUGACAGCCCUCCAAUUCAGCAGGGAGAGAGGCCCAGAAAGGUCCCCGUGGCCCUUCCCAGAUGGAGCGAGAGGGGAGGACUGAGCAUGGGAAUAGUGGAGAGGUGAGCCCAGAGGGGAAAUGGGGAGGAAGGGAACAGUUGGAUGGAGUUCCAGGGCUGAGCGGAUGCCUCUGCCCUGUGAUCGUGGUGCUCUGGCUCCCUCCUCCAGCCAGGUGUUCCAGGGACAGAGACAUUGCGUCCUAGGCUUGGGAAAGGCCCUUUGACCCAGGUCCUCAUCGGAGCCUCUUCCGCAGCAGCUCCAAAUGCUUGCGGACUGCCAGGAUGCGUUCUUCCUUGGCAGGGUUUUGAGGGAUCCCUGGGUGUGUCAGAGACAGGCAGCAUAGGGGUGGGGGGACCUGGUGGCUCUGUGAUCAUGAGAGGGAGCCCAAGGGGCGCGUGUGAUUCUCUGUAAAGGGGCUCCCGAGGGAGAUGAGCCGAACAUCCUUCUGCCCACUCGGGUGAGCCGAGCAGAGGUUGGGCAGGCCCCUGGUGCCACCCAGGGGUCUGUGGACGAGUCUGUAUGUGGAGCAGUGUCCGUAGCCCCCUUCCCUGGGACGUUCGUUCAUCACCCCCGCCUCCCGGGUCUUCUCCCCUGCUUUGGUCUUUCCCAGCUUCAGGAUCUGGAUCUGGGGGGGGAUCAAGGAGGCCGAUGCCCUUUCCGAGGGCUGCCUCCUGCCCCUACAUCUCCCCACCCUUGGGAUCCUUGGAGAGGCUGGGGGCAGAGUCCCGGGGCUACUUUUCACCCGGGUCGAGGCCCCGGAAUCCCGAGACUGGAGUGCCCUGGUCAGUGGUAACACAGAACGUGUGCGCGCGCGUGUGCAAGUGUGGGUGUAUGUGUGUGCGUUUUUUGCUUGUCUCUUUAGGGAACUUAGGAGUCGGGUCGGAGGUGGUUGGCAAUGGGAUGUCAAGUUCACUAUCACCCAGCGGCGGAAGGAAUCAGGAGGCAGGGCUCGUAGGGCCCCUGAUUGGGGGAAUCUCAGUGUCAGUGACGGUGGGAUCAACCACACGGGGUGGCGCUCCUCUGUCCUCAGAUGUUGAAGUGUUGGAGGACCUCUGUUUAUUUCCCACGCUUGGACUUUUCCCAGCUGCGAGGUAAUUGUAGAGGGAUAGCCCACUUUUGUUUCUAACAGUGUUCCACAGCUUGAGACUCUCCUGCGUGUCCACAUGUGGCUCAUGUGUGUGACAGGGCACAUCUGUGCGUGCAUGCUGUGUUUCCCCACCUUUCCCCUCUCUGACAUGUCAUUCAAAACAAAUGUAAGAAACUCCUCACUCCAUCCCCUCCUGCCUCCCAGACCCUAUGCAGGAAAACCCGAAUAACCCAGCAUCCUCCAGAUGCCCUGGCUGUGUAUUUAUAUAGAUGGAAAUAUACUUUCUAUUUUGUAUCAUCGUGCCUAUAAUCUCUGUCACCUUGUAUAAACCCUGAUGUAUGCUACUUACCCUGGAUAUGAAUGUAUUGUACACUGAUGCUGUCCCACUCCUGUACAGCUGCUUUGUUUCUUUGCAAUACAUGGUAUGGCUUUAUAAAUGAUAAAGUGAAAGAAAAAUC
This is a messenger RNA of Orcinus orca (killer whale), 13736 nucleotides long. RefSeq names its product tensin 1 (gene TNS1). The record is from RefSeq and is a predicted model, not a curated record. Gene Ontology annotation, molecular function: protein binding. Gene Ontology annotation, biological process: fibroblast migration. Bases 3650 to 9013 code for a protein of 1787 amino acids. The transcript has 34 exons. NCBI's taxonomy places the organism in Eukaryota, Metazoa, Chordata, Mammalia, Artiodactyla, Delphinidae.